Molecule: messenger RNA, 624 nt
Organism: Ochlerotatus camptorhynchus
Lineage: Eukaryota; Metazoa; Arthropoda; Insecta; Diptera; Culicidae
Product: ADP-ribose glycohydrolase OARD1-like
Exons: 3
Coding region: 37-564 (175 amino acids)
Biological process (GO): peptidyl-glutamate ADP-deribosylation
Source: RefSeq, a predicted model, not a curated record
CAGUUUUGUCAAUAUUUAGUGGCCAUUAAAAUCCGGAUGCUUAUUUCAAGGAUUUCGAGUACCAGUAUUAACAUUUUUCGGAAACUACACAUCUCAGGAUUAACAUAUCAGGUUUCCAAGAUGGCGGAAUGUGUUCGUGAAAUCGAAGGUGAUUUGUUUGCCGCUCCAAAGGACCACUCGUUGGCGCACUGCGUCGCCGCUGACCUGAAGAUGGGUGGCGGAAUUGCGGUCAAGUUCAAGCAAGUUUUCAAACAAGUCGACGAACUGAAGGCACAGAAAGCUGGAGUCGGCGGUGUAGCCGUGCUGAAGGACGGCCAACGGUUUGUGUACUAUUUGGUCACCAAGAAAGGAUCGAUGGACAAACCGACGUACGAUGAUCUGACCAAAUCGCUGGAGGCUAUGAGAAAGCAUAUGUCUGAAAAUGGUGCCAAGAAGGUGGCAAUUCCCCGUAUUGGCUGUGGCAUCGAUGGAUUGGAGUGGAAUAAGGUAAAAGGUAUUCUCAAUUCUACUUUCGGGCAAGAAAAAGACGUUGAAAUUGUUGUGUACAAUUUUGUUCCAAAGUAGAGAGCUGCGUAGAUUUAUGGCCAAAAAUUCCAAUUUAGUGGUUGUGUUCCUUUAUAGUGA